This is a messenger RNA of Penicillium diatomitis, 2025 nucleotides long. RefSeq names its product ABC1 kinase family protein. The coding region runs from base 1 to 2025 and encodes 674 amino acids. The transcript is spliced from 3 exons. NCBI's taxonomy places the organism in Eukaryota, Fungi, Ascomycota, Eurotiomycetes, Eurotiales, Aspergillaceae. Gene Ontology annotation, cellular component: mitochondrion. The record is from RefSeq and is a predicted model, not a curated record.
AUGAGGGCCGUCCUAUUAGGCCGGCUCUGUUUACGGCGCAGCUUUACACAUAUUCCAAAACACACACUGGUCCAGUCAUGGAAAGCCUCAUCAAGACGCAUACCUCACAGGGGCCCGGUACUGGGAGCCCUGAUGAUGGCCUCCCUUACACCCGGCGCCUUUCUCAAGCUCGCGGAAGAGUCGGAGGGAGAUGAGGUCACGGGUGAGAUGCAAAUGCUCGAAGUGUCGCGGGAAGAGAUUCGAAAACAGGUGUCCAAAGAUUCAAGAGGUCUGUCGAGACUGUUCCAGUCGAUACGGGUCUUCUGGUACUACUAUGUCUAUGAUCCGAUUGCAACUGGAUUCCGGUUUCUUCAUCUGGCUAUCAUCUUUGUGCCAGUUGUGGUUACGGUUCCAAUAAUUUGGGUUGGGAGCAGGAUUGAGGGUGGAACGAAUGCUCAGACAGGCACGCUAUGGUGGUAUCGGUUCUUGGUUAAAGCGAUGGAGCGUGCUGGCCCCGCGUUCAUCAAACUUGGACAAUGGGCUGCAUCACGAACCGACAUCUUCCCACCGGAGAUGUGCAACAUCAUGUCUUCACUACACUCCAAUGCCCCUGCUCACUCACUCGCGGACACAAAACGUAUCAUUCGAAAGGCAUUCAAUGGCAGACGCUUCGAGGAUAUCUUUGAGGAGUUCCAGGAAGAGCCCCUGGGUGUUGGUGCGAUUGCCCAAGUCUACAAAGCAAAACUCAAGCCGGAUCUCGCGACCAGCGACGAAGAACUCGAACAGGUACCGAGCACUUUGAGCGAGAAGAUGAGAAAGAACGUCGAUGUGCUAGUUAAGAGCUCACCUCAACGUGUCCCCUCAUCCUACGUCGCUAUCAAAGUCCUGCAUCCUCGAGUGGAAAAAAUGAUCCACCGCGACUUGCGUAUCAUGGGUUUCUUUGCGUCCUUGAUCAACGCCAUCCCUACGAUGCAUUGGCUGUCAUUCCCUGAUGAAGUCCACCAGUUUGGGGAGAUGAUGAAGCUGCAACUGGACAUGCGAAUUGAAGCGACUAACCUGGUCAUGUUCCGCGAGAAGUUUAAAACGCGCACAACAGCAUGGUUCCCAUAUCCUUACCUGGACUACACCACCCGCGAGGUGCUCGUGGAAGAGUUCGCCCAAGGUAUCCCCUUGGCAACCUUCCUAGACAUUGGCGGAGGAGUCUAUCAGCACGAGAUUGCCAACGAAGGCCUGGAUGCAUUCCUGCAUAUGCUUCUCAUUGACAACUUCGUCCAUGCUGACCUCCACCCGGGUAAUAUCAUGGUUCGCUUCUACAAGCCCAGCGAGCUUGAUCUGUCUCUUCGGAAGACGUCUCGCGCCACCGAGGCUCCAACCCGAGCCGAGGUUGACGUCACUGAUGCAGUUCUCGAUCGCUUGCGACCGCAUCUCAGCGACAAAUCCGAAUGGGAGUCCGCCCUCGCUCAACUCAACGAUGAGGGAUAUCGCCCCCAGCUGAUCUUCAUCGACACAGGACUCGUCACACAGCUCAAUGACCUGAAUCGCCGGAAUUUCCUCGACCUGUUCCGAGCCAUCGCAGAGUUUGACGGUUACCGAGCCGGCCAACUUAUGGUGGAGAGAUGCCGCACACCGCACGAAGUCCUCGACCCAGAGAUCUUUGCCCUCAAGAUGCAGCACCUUGUUCUGAGUAUCAAGUCGCGCACAUUCGCUCUGGGUAACAUCAAGAUUGGCGACGUGCUUAGUGAAGUUCUCACCAUGGUCCGGGGUCAUCACGUUCGGUUUGAAGGGGACUUUGUCAACGUCGUCAUCUCAUGUCUCCUCCUCGAGGGUAUUGGGCGUAGCCUGAACCCAGAUCUUGAUCUGUUCAAGAGCGCACUGCCAAUUCUUCGACAACUGGGCACCGGGUCGACCUUUUUGCAGACCGUGCGAUCAGGCGACACCUCGAUGUUGCGUGUUUGGGUCAGCUUGGAGGCACGCGGGUUGCUGCAGGCCAGCAUUGAAAGUGUCGAGCGAUGUGUCAAGUACGAUCUGCUCUCUCCAAACAUAUGA